AUGGCAAAGAAAGGACACCGGGCGCAACGCAGCGCGAGGAGAGGCCGCGGCGGCCGCGGUGGGCGCCAGGGCACCCGUCAGGGCACCAGGCCGGCGCCUGUGGUGCGCAGGGGCCGUUCGCACGGCGAGUUCAUCGAGCUGAUGGAUCUGCAGGCCGGCCACAUGGUUAGGGAAGUCGAGUUCACGGGCCGCCACCGCGAGGAGACGCUGAAACGGCCGCUGCGCAAGCUGCCGAUGGAAUUUGUGAAGGCGUGCGAGGUGUAUGACCCGCGCCAGUUGCUGAAGGGGGUGCGAGGAAUGCACCUGGAGGGAGAGACAGAGGAGACAGAGGAGACAGAAGAAGAGGGAGAGGAACUGAUAGAAGGAAGUGAAGAAGAGGAAGAAGAGGGAGAGAAGGAGGGAGAAAAAUUAGGAGAAGAAUCAGAGGGACAAUUAGAGGAGGAGGAGCCAGCAGAGCUGGGAGAACUAGAUGAGAGUGAACAAGAGCAGGAGUUAGACAAUGAAAAUUACCAAAACAUUCCCCAUGACCCCCAUUACCCCCACAUACCCCCACAUGAGACCCACGGAGAGCUGCCCGAGUCCGACGACGAGGGGGAAGAAUUAUACAACAUCGACAACGACGAGGGCUCAUUCAUCGAGUCGGACGCCAGCGCUUCAGAUGUAUCCUCUCGUGAGGGCCCCCUGCCGUUUGGCUACGAUGCCGACGAUUAUGCGUUUAAUGUGAAUCUCCUGCGUAUCGACAACGUCCGCUACGGCGCGGCUACCACGCAGUACUACGCCCACUGCGCUUUUCUGGACGACGAAAUGCAGUGGUUCGACAAGGAAGACCUUGCUGACCUGCUGGUGGACCAGGGGUUGCCGGAACACCGCGUGGAUGCAUUUUUUGAGUACGCCACAGAGCACCUUCGCGAGCCCGAGCAGCCGUUGGAGCCGGUCUCGAGCGACGACGAUUCCGACGGGUCGGGCGUCGACGAGAUGGUGGCGUUCUACUCGUCGCGUGUGAUCAACGACCCAAUUGAGCUGGAGGUGCCGACGGCGUCGUUGCAGACGACCGGCAAGGGCCGCAAGAAACGGCUAGUGCUGGACGAAGAUAUGGACGAGGAUCUGCGGCAGACGCUGCUGGAGAGCUUUUCGAAGCGGCACCGCUCGAAGGAGAAGCCCCGCAGCGUCUCGAACGGCACCGGCGAGCUGCUGGCCAAGUACCCAUUUGAGGUGCACGUGCGCGACAUGAAGCACGAGUACGAUCUUUUCUACCACGACGCGGGCCGCGAGACGCUGCAGUGGCCACCGCUGGACCCGCACGGUCUGCGCACGCUGCGAAAACUGGCGGAGUGCUACAACCUCAAGCCGCGCAGUCUGGGAAACGGGCCAAAAACACACCUGGUGGCUAUCAAGACGAAGCACACGUACAAACGCGUGCCGAACUACUCGCAGGUUGCGCGGAUAUUGAAACAGAGGCCGAUCUUCCGGCGCACAGACGUGCACCUAUCGAAAGACGAGAUCAUGGAGUUGAAGAACAAGCGCAAAAAGAGCAGCAAGGAGCACGGCCAGGGCCGCAAGUGGGCGCCGCGCGAGGGCGACGUGGUGGCGGCGACGGCGCCGGAGAUCAGCGCGGACAACGUGGGGCGGCAGCUGCUGGAGAAGAUGGGGUGGCAGAAGGGCAGUGCGCUGGGCAAGACCAACAGCGGUAUCAUAGAGCCGAUCCAGGCGACAGUGAAGCUGACGAAACAGGGAAUCGGCAGCGCUCACACGCAAAAAUAG
This is a messenger RNA of Ogataea parapolymorpha DL-1, 1761 nucleotides long. RefSeq names its product Protein SQS1. The coding region runs from base 1 to 1761 and encodes 586 amino acids. The record is from RefSeq and is a predicted model, not a curated record. Lineage: Eukaryota; Fungi; Ascomycota; Pichiomycetes; Pichiales; Pichiaceae. Gene Ontology annotation, molecular function: nucleic acid binding. The transcript has a single exon.